UGUUCGUACCUUUGCACACCUACAUCAACCGAUAGGAAAACAUUGACGACUCCGGUUUGGGUAAAAUAGCACAUAAGUCUUCAUUUCUUGCAGAAUACUGACAUCCCCUUUCCAGCCCUUGCCAAUUCUGAAAGGACUAUUUGCAAAUGUGCCAUCUUAUAUAGGAAUUCCUAUAUAUAAACAGUGGAGUCAGAGAGAGGGAGAGAGAGAGAGAGUUCUCACUUGUCACACAUGUGGGGUUCUGGUUCUCUCAGACAGAAGAGCGUGACCAAUUUGCUGGGUUCCCACUGGAAUUUGGUUCCCACAUGUGGCAAGCACUAGCUUGAUUUGCCUCCAUGAGACCCCUCUCUGCGCCAUCAGCUCAACAAGAAGCUGCUGAGAGACAGGGGCGUUCUUGGAUCACUCGCACAGCUCCCUACAGACAUUCCCUCGGUAGAGAGCGGAUAGAGGUGUAAUCGAGAAGCAUGGAGAGGAAGAAGAAGGGGUGGUUCGAGCGCAUCAAGCGGCUCUUCAUCUCCGAGCCGAAGCCGAAACCGAAGCAAGAGAAGAAGGUGAAGAGCAAGCGAUGGUUGCCGGGGAAGCUCAAGACGCAGCACUCGUUCGCGCUGCCGGCUCCAGAGCCGGUGCCGUUGCCGGUGCCGGAUCAGAAUCAGAUCAGGCAGGCGGAGGAGGAGCAGAGCAAGCACGCGGUGGCUGUCGCGCUCGCCACCGCUGCGGCCGCCGAGGCCGCCGUCGCCGCCGCCCACGCGGCCGCCGAGGUGGUCCGCCUCACCGGGCCGCCGUCAUCGGCUCCUCCGCGUGACACUGCGCCGUUCGGCCGUGAUCUGUACGCCGCCGUGGCGAUCCAGUCGGCCUACCGCGGAUACCUCGCGCGGAGAGCACUGCGCGCGCUGAAGGGCCUGGUGCGGCUGCAGGCGCUGAUCCGCGGGCAGGCGGUGCGUCGGCAGACGGCGGCGACGCUGCGUGGCCUGGAGUCGCUCGUGAAGAUCCAGGCACGGCAGCGCUCCAGGUCGAGCUCCGCCGACCACCAUAACCACCACAACCCGGCCGCCGGCGCCUACGACGACGGCAUGGACGCGCUGCUUCGGAGAGGCCGGGAGCUGUACGCCGCCGCGCUGCACGAGCAACAUCAGCAGCAGAACAGCAGCAAGGGGUGGGACGGCAGCACCCUGUCCAAGGAGGAGAUGGGCGCCUUGGUGCGGAGCAGGGAGGAGGCCGCCAUGAAGCGCGUGCGCGCGCUGCAGUACGCCUCCCUCCAGAACGAGAAGAUCGGCAUCAGGAGGCAGCCCAUGUCGAGGGACGACAUGGACACGCUGAACCAGCGCUGGAGCUGGCUGGAGGAGUGGGUCGGCUCGCACCAGCCCUUCGACAAGGACGUCCCCGUCGCGCACCAGUCACCCUGCAGGGACUCCAGCUACGGCGGCAGGCGCCUCGGCCACUCCUCCCGGCGCUCCUUCGUGCGCGCCAGGCGCACGCCGGGGAGAGCGUCAGACGUCGACAACAACGACGGGGCGUUGCACCACCCGUGCUCCCCGGCGUUCCCGGGGUACAUGGCCUCCACGGCGUCCGCCAAGGCCAAGUUCCGGUCCAUGAGCACCCCCAAGGAGCGCUUCGCCGCCGUGCCGUCCGACGCCUACUCCGAGCAGUGCUUCCCGUCCUUUGCAGACCGCCUCAUGUCGCCGAUCCCAUCCAUGUCGCCCAUGCCCUCCAUCGCCAGCGACAUGGGCUUCGCUCGCUCCGGCAGGCCGCCCGUCGCGCAGCGGUCGCCCAGGGUCAAGGGUCCCAUGACGCCGUCGAGGAACCGGUCCAGGAGGUCGCCCAGCCGCCACAGCUUCGGCUCUGAAGCUGCGCUGCACCAGAUGCAGAUGGAGCAGUACACCCCGAUUCGGUAAACUGAGAGAGUUCUUUGCGAU
Molecule: messenger RNA, 1913 nt
Organism: Lolium rigidum
Lineage: Eukaryota; Viridiplantae; Streptophyta; Magnoliopsida; Poales; Poaceae
Product: protein IQ-DOMAIN 3-like
Exons: 7
Coding region: 465-1892 (475 amino acids)
Molecular function (GO): protein binding
Source: RefSeq, a predicted model, not a curated record